AUGGACACCCUCUACUCCUCUCUCCGCGGCGACCGCCUCAUCACCAUCUACGUCGGCCGUGAUCCCCAGCCGAUCUCCAUCCAAGAGGCCUUGCUCUGCAACACCGCGGAGUACUUCAAGAACCUCCUGACGAAUGGCCAUUUUAAGGAAUCUCAGACCGGUGUCGUUAGCUUCCCGGAAGACGAUGUCGAGUCGUGGAAGCUGCUUGCCUACUGGGCAAUGCACCGCACGCUCCCAGACUCAGUCGACGUGGUUUCGUGCUGUAAGGCCUGGUAUUUGGGUGACAAGUACAUGAUGCCGGCCUUCCAAGACGAAGCCAUGUACGCCAUCUUGAACGAAGUCCUCGACACCGUCAUGACCGACGACGCUUUCGUUGAUCUGUUCACUGCCACUCUGCCAGAAACGAAGCCGCGUCAGCUCCUUGCCGAGUUGCUCGUCGAUCUCGUUUUGCAUGAUGGUCUCCUCGAGUGGAGCGAUUUGCCAAAAGUUCAGAGCCAGCAGAACCACAUGGCGAGCAUUCUGGCCGCGAUGGAUGAUCUGAAGAAUGCUGGCCAUUCGCGCUCUCGCGGCGACCUGCGUGAUGCUGAAGGCCGCGACGGCAAGCCAUUGUGGAUGCGGUACAUGGUCGCCAAUGGUCCGAAGGUAGCUGGGGGCUGGUACUGGCACCACGAUAGGGAGGAAUGGCGACUGGCUUCGUUCUGA
Cercospora beticola is the source of this 702-nucleotide messenger RNA. RefSeq lists its product as uncharacterized. The record is from RefSeq and is a predicted model, not a curated record. Lineage: Eukaryota; Fungi; Ascomycota; Dothideomycetes; Mycosphaerellales; Mycosphaerellaceae.